AUGACAGUAAACUCCACUAUCUCAGGCAACAGCCAGCCCGAGCAACUCUACCAUAUCCUAUUCAUAAUCUCUCAUUUACAGAAAGACCCCAAUGGCAAAUAUCAGAAACUCCGCAUUCCUGGCACAUACAUCUCCCUGGCAUCUGCCAAAUCCGCCGCGCAUCAAUGUCUCUUUGACGCAGGAUACGAACGGGAAUGGUUCGAGACAUACGAGACCAGCCAGGCGAAUGGGAAUAACGAGGAUGACGGGCAGGUGGUCCAUGCCGUCGCCACGGACGGGUCUACAUACCGCGUUCGCAUCCUCACCACGCCCUCGAUUAUCGGCAAGCCUGUGUCCACACACGAAGAUGGCAGAAUCACCACAGAUCUUUACUUCGUCAUUCAGGCGAAGACAAAACUCGAAGAGGAGGGAAACAGUCGCGAUAUCAAUAUCGAAGGAAUCUUCACGUCGUAUGGCGAUGCGCGCGAGUAUGCGCUGAGAGUGCUUCUGGAUGCUGGAAAUGGGUUGGACAAGGAGAGCUUUGCCCAGUACGAGGAGACUGGACCUGGGCAGGCGGACUGCGGGUAUGGAGAUAAUGUGCUUGUGCAUGCGGUGGGGAAUAAUGGGGAGAAUUUCUUGAUUAGUGUGGUCAAGGGCCAGGUGAUGGAGAGCGUACGUCUAGCAGAAGCAGCGUUCUAA
Molecule: messenger RNA, 678 nt
Organism: Talaromyces proteolyticus
Lineage: Eukaryota; Fungi; Ascomycota; Eurotiomycetes; Eurotiales; Trichocomaceae
Exons: 1
Coding region: 1-678 (225 amino acids)
Source: RefSeq, a predicted model, not a curated record